AUGUUUUUGUCACAGACUCGAGGGCGGAUACCCUCGGCGAUUCGAGCUGUUCAGAAUGCCUCGCUGGCCUCCCGCUCCCUUUCUACCACUCUCCCACGCCAUAAAGAUAACGCACUCAACAAAGUCUCGCGGAAUAUCACUCAGCCAAUCUCGCAAGGUGCCUCCCAGGCCAUGCUUUACGCUACCGGCCUGUCCGAAGAAGACAUGAAUACAGCACAAGUGGGAAUCUCGUCGGUGUGGCUGACUGGAAAUCCGUGCAACAUGCAUCUGCUGCAGCUCAACAAUAUUGUGAAGGAGGGUGUGCAGAAGGCAGGACUGAUUCCCUAUCAAUUCAACACUGUUGGUGUUAGUGACGGAAUUAGCAUGGGCACCAAAGGAAUGCGUUUCUCGCUGCAGAGCCGAGACUUGAUUGCCGACUCGAUAGAGACUGUCAUGGGUGGCCAGUGGUACGAUGCAAAUAUUAGCAUUCCUGGCUGUGACAAGAACAUGCCUGGUGUGUUGAUGGCUAUGGGACGAUUCAAUCGGCCUAGUAUCAUGGUUUACGGAGGAUCUAUUAAGCCCGGCUGUGCUGCCACACAGAACAAUGCUGACAUUGAUAUUGUGUCAGCCUUCCAGGCUUACGGGCAAUUCUUGAGCGGUGAAAUUAACGAAGAGAAGCGCUUUGAUAUAAUUCGCCAUGCUUGCCCGGGCCAGGGAGCUUGCGGUGGAAUGUAUACCGCGAAUACUAUGGCGAGUGCUAUUGAGAUUAUGGGCAUGACCCUUCCAGGUUCCUCUUCCAACCCGGCCGAUUCCAGGGCCAAGGAACUUGAAUGUUUGGCCGCUGGUGCAGCUAUCAAGAAUCUUCUUGCCGAGGAUAUCCGCCCAUCGGAUAUCCUGACGCGUCAAGCUUUCGAAAACGCUAUGAUUCUCGUCAACGUCACAGGAGGUUCGACUAACGCGGUGCUCCAUCUGAUUGCCAUCGCUGACUCUGUCGGAAUCAAAUUGACUAUUGAUGAUUUCCAAUCUGUUUCUGACCGUACACCUUACCUUGCCGAUCUUAAGCCGUCUGGCAAAUAUGUGUUCAACGACUUGUACAACAUUGGUGGUACUCCUGCUCUGAUCAAAUUCAUGCUGAAAGAAGGCUUGAUUGAUGGCUCCUGCAUCACUGUCACCGGAAAGACGCUUGCGGAGAAUGUAGAGAAAGCACCGGGAUUCCCCGACGAUCAGAAGAUCAUCCGCCCCUUGUCAGAUCCGAUCAAAAGCACCGGCCACAUUCAAAUUCUGCGCGGUAGUCUGGCUCCGGAGGGUUGUGUUGGGAAGAUUACCGGAAAGGAAGGCACCGUCUUCAAGGGCAAGGCACGUGUUUUCGACGACGAGGAUGACUUUGUUGCUGCUCUUGAGCGCAAGGAGAUUAAGAAGGAAGAAAAGACCGUUGUUGUCAUCCGCUACUGUGGUCCCAAAGGUGGCCCCGGAAUGCCUGAAAUGUUGAAACCAUCUUCUGCCCUGAUGGGUGCCGGCCUGGGAUCUUCCUGCGCCCUUAUCACCGACGGACGCUUCUCCGGUGGCUCUCACGGCUUCUUAAUCGGCCACAUUGUGCCCGAGGCCGCCGUGGGGGGACCUAUCGGUCUUGUCAAGGACGGCGACGAUAUUACUAUUGACGCCGAGAGCCGUGUUUUGGAUCUACACGUUGGCGAUGAGGAGUUGGCCUCGCGUCGUAAGCAAUGGGAUGCCGACCGCAUUGCCGGCAAAUUACCGCCUACAGGCUUGACAUUGAGAGGAACAUUGGGAAAAUAUGCCAAGUACGCACUCCCACACACCUCAGCUUAA
This is a messenger RNA of Talaromyces proteolyticus, 1806 nucleotides long. Its product is annotated as putative dihydroxy acid dehydratase Ilv3. Gene Ontology annotation, biological process: branched-chain amino acid biosynthetic process. Bases 1 to 1806 code for a protein of 601 amino acids. The transcript is spliced from 3 exons. Gene Ontology annotation, cellular component: mitochondrion. The record is from RefSeq and is a predicted model, not a curated record. Gene Ontology annotation, molecular function: dihydroxy-acid dehydratase activity. Lineage: Eukaryota; Fungi; Ascomycota; Eurotiomycetes; Eurotiales; Trichocomaceae.